AUGGUGCUGUGGGCCAUGGUCCACUCCAGCUCUCCAGGAUACGGACUCAGGGCCCUGCGAAGGACUACAGGGGGGCGGAGGGGGUCCAUAGGACUGACAGGACAGGAUGCCAACGGAGUGCCACUGAGGCGCUCCAAACGAGGUUGGAUGUGGAACCAGUUCUUUUUGCUGGAGGAGUACACCGGGUCAGACAUGCAGUAUGUCGGAAAGCUUCACUCAGAUUCGGAUCGUGGUGAUGGAAGUGUAAGGUAUGUCCUUACAGGCGAAGGAGCCGGCACCCUCUUUAGGAUAGACGAGAAGUCGGGGGACAUCCACGCCACCAAGAGGCUGGACAGGGAGGAGAAAGCCUAUUACAUCCUCCAUGCCAAAGCCGUCAACCGCUUCACCAAUGUGGCGCUGGAGGGCGAGUCUGAGUUCAUCAUCAAGAUCCACGACAUCAACGACAAUGAGCCGCGAUUCACUAAGGACCCAUACAUGGCCAGAGUCCCUGAGAUGUCCGACAUCGGCACCUCGGUAAUUCAGGUGACAGCCACAGACGCAGACGACGCCACGUACGGGAACAGCGCCAGGGUGGUGUACAGCAUCCUGGAGGGCCAACCAUACUUCUCUGUGGACCCAGAAACUGGCCUGAUCAAGACAGCCCUGCCUGGCAUGGACAGAGAAGUCAAGGAAAACUACCAGGUUGUGAUCCAGGCUAAAGACAUGGCCGGACAGAUGGGCGGGCUUUCAGGAACCACGACGGUCAGCAUCACCCUCUCGGAUGUGAACGACAACCCGCCUCGCUUCACCAAGUCUCUCUACGAGUUCAGGGUGCCCGAGACCAACGAGCUGGGGUCUGUGGUGGGAGUGAUCCGGGCCAUGGACGCAGACAUUGAAGAGAAUGCGGAGAUGGACUACAGGAUCACUGGGAGCGACGGUCCCAGCAUGUUUGAUAUCAGCACCAAUCGGAGCACUCAGGACGGCGUCAUCAUGCUGAGGAAGCCUCUGGACUAUGAGCGGAAGCAGCAGUACACUCUGCGGGUUCAGGUGGAAAAUGUCCACAUCAACCCACGCUUCUUCUCCAUGGGCCCCUUCAGGGACGAGGCCGUCAUCAAGAUCACCGUGGAGGACGUGGACGAGCCGCCGGUGUUCGAGCGUGGCAGCUACGUCAUGGAGGUCAAAGAAGAUGCAGCCAGGAACACUAUCAUUGGCUCCGUCAGUGCGUCUGAUCCUGACAUCAAACACAGUCCUGUCAGGUACUCUAUUGAUCGGCGCACAGACAUGGACAGAGUGUUCAACAUCCAUGCCGGCAACGGGUCAGUGUUCAUCCUCAGGGAGCUGGACAGAGAAGAGAACGCCUGGCACAACAUCUCCGUCAUCGCCUCUGAGUUCAACAAUCCGCGACAUACCAGCCGUGUGCCGGUUUACAUCCGAGUCCUGGACGUCAACGACAACGCUCCGACAUUUGCUACCAAUUACGAGACGUUCGUGUGUGAGAACGCGAAGGCUAAUCAGAGGAUACAAACCGUUAGCGCCACGGAUCCUGACGAGCCACUCGGAGGACAUCGGUUCUUCUUCAGUCUUGCACAGGAGGCUGCUGGGAAGGCUAACUUCUCUGUUCGUGAUAACAAAGACAAUACAGCCUGGAUCCUGACACGGAGGAACAGCUACAACAGCCUACAGAAGAGCAUCUACCAUGUGCCUGUGGUCAUUUCUGAUGGAGAGUUCCCUAUGCAAAGCAGCACCAGCACACUGACCAUCAGAGUCUGCACCUGCGACCGUGAGGGAAACAUGAAGCUGUGCAACGCAGAGGCUCUGACUGCAAGGGCGGGACUCAGCACGGGAGCCUUAGUGGCUAUCUUGCUUUGUGUCAUCAUUCUGCUCAUGAUCGUGGUGCUGUUUGCUGCCCUGAGGAGACAGAGGAAGAAGGAGCCUCUGAUCAUCUCCAAAGAGGAUGUCAGAGACAACGUUGUCAGCUACAACGAUGAAGGGGGUGGAGAGGAGGACACUCAGGCUUUUGAUAUCGGUACACUGCGCAACCCAGAGGCCAUUGAAGAGAGCAAGCAAAGAAGGGACAUUGUCCCUGAAACCUUCUACCCUCCGGUGCGACGGCCAGUGCUUCCCCCCACCCGGGACAAUAACGGGGACGUGAGGGACUUCAUCAACCAGAGGCUCCAGGACAACGACAGCGACCCCACAGCGCCGCCUUAUGACUCCCUGGCCACCUACGCCUACGAGGGCAACGGCUCGGUAGCGGAGUCCCUCAGCUCACUCGAGUCGGUGACCACCGAGGGCGACCAGGACUACAACUACCUGAGCGAGUGGGGACCCAGGUUUAAGAAACUGGCGGACAUGUAUGGGGGUGACGACAGCGACAGGGAUUCCUAACGAGAGCCUGAC
Molecule: messenger RNA, 2379 nt
Organism: Scomber japonicus (chub mackerel)
Lineage: Eukaryota; Metazoa; Chordata; Actinopteri; Scombriformes; Scombridae
Product: cadherin-6-like
Exons: 11
Coding region: 1-2367 (788 amino acids)
Biological process (GO): multicellular organism development; adherens junction organization; cell-cell junction assembly
Cellular component (GO): plasma membrane; catenin complex; adherens junction
Molecular function (GO): cadherin binding; calcium ion binding
Source: RefSeq, a predicted model, not a curated record